GCCACGAACAAGACCGCGGAACUUCCAUCCGCCGCACUCUUCGACACGUGCUCUCGAUCGUUUUUGUAGCACGUGGUGCACGGCGUCGCGACGCGUCCGUCGGAUUAGUGUUUGCGCGCGCUACCAUGGUACGGGAUUAAGGGCGGCAUCAUGUUGCGAAGACUAGAAGUCAUCGUAUUCGUAGUCUUGGCACCCCUCUUAGAAGCUGUGACUAGUGAUGAUCCUUUCGCCCUACCACCAUCUUUUGCAUUAGGAGGUAAUCCUGAAGUGUCUGAAUACGACCUGCUGGCUGCCGUCAGCAUCCCCUUUCCUGAUUCCAAGACGCAGUACAUCGACGACGCUGGUCACGACGGCUUCCCGGCGUUCGGCUUCCGUCUCGGCGCCGACGUCAAAAUCGCCCAUCGCCAGAUACUGCCCGACAAGCUGACCGAGGAGUUUUCGGUGCUGGUCAGUGCGAAGCCGAAGAGCCGCCGAGGCGGGUUCAUUUUCGCCAUAGUCAAUCCAUACGAUACGGUGGUCGAACUGGGAGUAAAGAUAUCCCCUGAAGGAACCUCCAACACCACUCUGAGCCUGCUCUACACCGACCCGAACCAGUUCAGCUCGGAAACCAUAGCCAAUUUCAGUGUGCCCAAGUUCCAAGGCAAAUGGGUGCGAUUCUCUUUCCGCGUUUCCAUAGACAACGUCACGUUGUUCUUCAAUUGCAACGAGAGCGAAACGCUGCCAGUGAUGAGGAAGCCCUUGGAGUUGGUGUUCGAUAGCGCCUCCACGUUGUAUUUGGCGCAAGCUGGACCGAAUAUUGGGGAACCAUACGAGGGUGCACUGGAUCAACUCAAAAUAUACCAAGAUCCCAAUAUGGCCGCUGAACAAUGCAAAACGGAGUUUCAGGGCUUUGAGAACAUUGAUGAAGAUAUCGAUAAUAUGAUAGUAGAACGUACCGAUUCUGAGGGAUCAUUCAGAGAGGGCAGCGGAUCAGAAGACCUGGGAUGGUUCCCGCCACCUCCACCGCCGCCAGACGGUAAGGAAUGUCUUUGCGAUAAAGAAAACUGUUGUAAUUUCGUUUCUGAUGACGCUGGAAAAGCAGCUGGACGUUACAGGGGAGAGAAGGGCGAUAGGGGGCCAAGGGGACCACCAGGGGAGUCCAUCAGAGGACCUCCGGGUCCUCCAGGACAUUCUGGUCCUCCAGGAAUGCCAGCUCCUGAGGCAGUGUGCACCUGCAACCUGACCUCAAUCAUCGACACCCUGGCCGCCCAACGGCCGCCGCAAGGACCCGCCCCCUCCAUCGAGGGCAAGCCGGGCCCGCGAGGCCCGCCCGGCCCGCCCGGUGACAGAGGCGCGGGCGGGCCCAAGGGGGAGCGCGGAGAGCGGGGGGAGCGGGGCGAGCGGGGACAAGGGGGGCAGAAGGGGGAGCCGGGCACGGACGGGACUCCGGGGCUGGGCGGGCCUCCGGGGCCGCCCGGACCGCCCGGACCGGUCGAGUUCGAGAAUGUCGAUGACACCGUGUUGGGCAGCUCGAUGGUCCGCCCCGGAGUCCCCGGCCCCAAGGGCGAGCCCGGCCCGCCCGGCCCCACGGGUCAACGUGGCCCCACGGGUCCCGAGGGCAACCCCGGCCGCCCAGGCUCUAAGGGCGACCGCGGCGACAGAGGACUGCCCGGCGAGGAGGGGCGCGAGGGCCAGAAGGGCGCGCCCGGGACGGACGGCACGCCGGGGGUGGGGGGCCAAAG
Messenger RNA from Phaedon cochleariae (mustard beetle), 1721 nucleotides. The record is from the annotation of a GenBank genome assembly. NCBI's taxonomy places the organism in Eukaryota, Metazoa, Arthropoda, Insecta, Coleoptera, Chrysomelidae.